Molecule: messenger RNA, 2103 nt
Organism: Anolis carolinensis (green anole)
Lineage: Eukaryota; Metazoa; Chordata; Lepidosauria; Squamata; Anolidae
Product: alpha-fetoprotein
Exons: 15
Coding region: 74-1912 (612 amino acids)
Biological process (GO): transport
Cellular component (GO): blood microparticle; cytoplasm
Source: RefSeq, a predicted model, not a curated record
UAAAAGUAUAAAAGCUCUGCCUUUUCCUUUGCUCUUCCUACCUGCACAUUCAGGCCCCUAAUAAUUCGGAAUCAUGAAGUGGGUAACAUUCAUUUCUUGCCUUCUCUUAGUAAGCUUUGCUGAAUCAAAACACCUUCCUAGAAAAUACCGAGAUACAGAUGUUCAUGACACAAUCACCAGGGCCUCAGAACUACCGCCUGAUGAUUUUGCAGGAAUUGCCAUGAUCUUAUACUCUCAAUCGGCACAACAAGCCACAUAUGAAGAGGUGCACAAAUUGAUGGAUGACAUUGUUGCACUUGCAAAGAAAUGUGGUGCUGAUGAACACUCAGAUCCUGAAUGUGGAAAACCUUUGCAUACUGUUUUCCUGGAUGAAAUAUGUCAUGAACAAGAAUUUGCUAAUAAACAUGGAUUUAGCGAUUGCUGUGCUAAAGCUGAUGCAGAAAGAAAUGAAUGUUUCUUGGCUCAUAAAAAUGCAACUCCAGGAUUCAUUCCACCUUAUCAAAAGCCAAGUGCUGACGUGGCCUGUGCAAAAUUUGCAGAGAACAAAAAUGAAGUUUUGGGCCACUACAUCUAUGAGGUGAGCAGAAGGAGUCCCUUUGCACCUGUUGCCACAGUCUAUAAAUCAACUGCUGCUUAUGAACAUGUCCUGACUUCUUGCUGCGCAAAAGAGGACAAAGGUGCCUGCUUCCAAGAAGAGGCCCCACCUGUGAAAAAGCAAUUAAUGGAAGACCUUGCUAUACAGAAACACGUCUGCGCUGUCAUGAAAAAAUUUGGAGUAGAAACAAUGCAAGGAUUAAAAAUGGCUCAGUUGUCUCAGAAGUUUCCAAAGGCUUCAUUUGAAACGAUUAGCAAGCUUACAGGAGAUAUUGUACACAUCCAUGAAGAGUGUUGCAAAGGAGAUACACUGGAGAGCAUGCUUGAUCGGGAAAAACUGACGAAAUAUGUCUGCUCUCACCAAAAUGAGAUCUCUUCAAAAUUGUCAGCUUGCUGUGAAAAACCUGUGGUGGAACGAGGAGAAUGCAUAGUCCAUUUGGAGAAUGAUGACAAGCCUGCAGAUCUGUCUGAAACAGUCAGAGAGUUUGUGGAUAACAAAGAAGUGUGCCAACAUUAUGCUGACAAUAAGAACCAGCAUCUGGCAAAGUUUCUGUAUCAGUAUGGAAGGAGACAUCCAGAGCUCUCUCCACAACUGCUUGCAAGAUCUACCAGAGGCUACGAGGAGUUGCUGGAUGAAUGCUGUGCAACUGAGCAUCCUGAAACAUGUCUGCCAAAAGGGGAGGGGCUACUGAAAAAACACAUUUCUGAUACCAUGGAACUUGUGAAGACACGCUGUGACCAUUAUGCUCAAUUGGGAGGCUACCUCUACCAGAACGAACUUCUUGUUGCCUACACCAAGAAAGCACCAGAGCUCUCCUUUAAAGACCUCCAAAAGUACACAGGGCAAUUCAGAGAUGUUGCUGCCAAAUGUUGCAAGAUGGAUGAUGCCCACAGACUGACAUGUGCUGAAGGAUACGCUGAUCUUGCAAUAGGAAGUAUCUGCCAGAGUCAUGAAGAAAAUCACAUCAACAAACAAAUUUGUAAAUGCUGUAGUGACAACUACUUUAAACGCCGUCCGUGCUUCUCUGAGUUAGGUGUUGAUCCAGAAUUUCAUCCUGUCGCAUUUGAUCCUGCGUUGUUCACCUUCCAUGGAGACUAUUGUGAUGCUAAAGAAGAAGAACAGCAAUCAAUGAAACAAGAGCUACUUGUCAAUUUGAUUAAACACAGACCCACCAUCUCAAACGAACAACUUGCAGUUGCUACUGUGGAUUUCGUUACUAUGGUAACAAAAUGUUGUGCAGUUGAAAACCAUGUCGAAUGUCUCACUGAAGAGAGGCCCAAAAUGAUUGAGCAUAUUAAGACUGCUCUUGGAGAGUAAUAAAACAUCUGAGCUCAGCAAAGGGAGAAUGCUGGAGAUAAAUUCCUAAUAAGCUAAUGCGCCCUCAGUUGCUUGCUGUCUUAUCACAUGCCAACUUUCCUAUUGAAAGGAAACAAGGAUUUGAUUCCUCUGUAACUUUCACGUCCCACGACAGUGUUACUAUCAAAAAUGAAUAAAAUCUUUAAACAAAA